AGGCAUAUUUUGUUUAUGAUAUGAUAAGCUUGCUACGUAUACUUAAUCAUAGUCUUAUACACUACUUAUAAAACUAGACCCUUCCUCCACCCCCCUUCUACACCACAACGCAACAGCGCUCAUUCAUCAUUCCAUGUCCAAACGCCGGUCAGCUGGUUAUUCGCCUUGGCGCGCUUUGCUAGAUGAGCUUUCAUACCGAUGAAAGCUCUCGCUCUCUGUCUCUCGCCCAGCAUGGGCAGAGCAUGCACAGUGGCGUAACAGUGAAAGUUUGUCUAGCAGAAACUUUGGCUGGGCAGUGUGGGCUGCCCGGUUGGAGCUGUGUGCGUACGCCACUGGCGCAGCAUAAGCAUUGUGGAGCAGCACGUUUCCAUAUGAUUUUCAGUUUUGUUUGUGCGCUUGACUCUGCAGCAGAGCGCAGAGCUCACAGAAUAAUUUUAAACAUUAAUGUGUAGUGAAUUUUAUAACUAUAUAUAUACAUAUACAAUAUUAUAAAUGCUGGAUUUAUAAAAUAUAGCUAAUAUCAAAUAAAAUAUUAAUAAAGAAACGACAAAAACCUACAAAUAUUUGAUCUUGAUUGCUUCAUUCAUAUACAUAUAGUAAGCUAUGAGUAAAUCGCAUCGGGAUCUAAAGAUCGUUGUCAUCGGUGCCGGAGCAUCGGGCGUUGCCUGUGCGACGAAACUUCUGGAGUAUGGCUUUCAGAAUGUUCUCAUCGUGGAGGCCGAGUCCCGUUUGGGCGGUCGCAUACACACAAUACCUUUCGCCGAGAAUGUGAUUGAUCUCGGGGCGCAGUGGUGUCAUGGGGAGCAGGAUAACAUAGUCUAUCAGCUGGCCAGCCAAAAGGACCUACUGGAGUCCACUGGUCCGGUCUAUGAGAACUAUCAAUGUGUGCGCAGCAACCGGGAGGUAUUACCCGAUAACGUGGCCAACAGGCUAAAGGCAAUUGUGGGCGACUCUCUGGUUAGCCGUCAGAUGGAGCUGCAGCAUUGCAGCGGUUCCCUGGGCAGUUAUCUGACCAAUAAAUUUUAUGAAAUGCUACGCCGACCCGAGAAUGCCGAUAUAGAUAAAGUUUUGGCUAACGAGUUCUUUGAUAACUAUCAAAAGUUCGAAAACUCCGUGGAGGCCUCCGAUAGUCUCGAGGAGGUGUCGGGUCGUGGCUACUUGGACUAUUGGGAGUGCGAAGGCGACAUAUUGCUCAAUUGGAAAGACAAAGGAUUUGUGGAGCUGCUCCGCCUGCUCACACGCAGUCGAGAGCUGCAAACGUCCUCGGAUCUCGGCGUACUGGAACAGCGAGUGUUAUUCAAUCGUGCCGUUAAAAAGAUACUCUGGAAUCGCAACGAUUCUCGCGUGGAGCUGCAGUUGAGCAACGGGGAAUGCUGCCUAGCAGAUCAUGUGAUUGUGACCGUAUCCCUGGGUGUGCUCAAGGAACAACACUUACAGAUGUUUGACCCACAGCUGCCAGUUGCCAAGCAGCGCGCCAUCCAAGGCUUAGCCUUUGGCACGGUUAACAAAAUCUUCGUGGAGUUUUUGGAGCCAUUUUGGCCCGAGGACUGGACGGGCUUCACUCUGCUAUGGCGGGAGGAGGAUCUGGGUGAUAUACGGAAUACGUCACGUGCCUGGCUGGAGGAUGUCUUCGGCUUCUACAGAGUUAGCUAUCAGCCGCGCGUCCUGGCUGGUUGGAUCAUCAACGCGAGUGGCAGGCACAUGGAGUCCCUGGAUCGUAAUGAAGUGCUCGCUGGCUGUAUGUAUCUGUUUCGUCGCUUCCUGCAUUGGGAUAUACCGGACCCGGUCAGCUUUUGCACCUCCGCCUGGUAUACAAACCCGAAUUUCCGUGGCUCGUACUCCUUCCGUUCCAUGGACACGGAACGUUUGGGCACUGGCGCCCAGGAUCUAGCACAGCCCUUGACAGUGGUUGCCAUGACACCUCAGUCGCCGGCCCGCAGCCGAAGCCGAAGUCUACCCCAACAGAGUCGCUGUGAUCGACCCAUUGUCCAAUUUGCAGGCGAGGCGAGCAGCCCUCAUUACUAUUCCACGGUCCAUGGAGCUGUGGAGGCCGGCUGGAGAGAAGCUGAUCGAUUGGCGGAGUUUUAUGGCCUAAAUGAUGCGACGGCCAAAUCGCAGCUAUAGCGAUCGCUGCAUAUUUCAUUUGACAGACUCUUCCUGGCUGACUGAUUGACAAUUGACUGAUUGACUGAAGUCAUUUCAGGCAACUACUGUGGCCCAAACGAACCAACGGCCACCUACAGCUAGAUUUUCAUAUUCUUCCCGGCUGAUUGACAAUGAUUGAUUGGCUAUGUCCAUGGCCAUUACAAAGUGUUUCCCUACUUUAUAAGUAACUGUUCAAUGGCUUGAGCAUAAACUGAUUUAAAUAUAAAAAAAAAAACAAUCAAUCAAAUUUAACUGAACAAUACAUCCUGAAUAGACUCUAAGAAAUAUAUAUAUACUGAUGAUGACAAAUAUG
Molecule: messenger RNA, 2458 nt
Organism: Drosophila arizonae
Lineage: Eukaryota; Metazoa; Arthropoda; Insecta; Diptera; Drosophilidae
Product: spermine oxidase-like
Molecular function (GO): polyamine oxidase activity
Source: RefSeq, a predicted model, not a curated record